Molecule: messenger RNA, 1593 nt
Organism: Anoplophora glabripennis (Asian longhorned beetle)
Lineage: Eukaryota; Metazoa; Arthropoda; Insecta; Coleoptera; Cerambycidae
Product: D-2-hydroxyglutarate dehydrogenase, mitochondrial-like
Exons: 8
Coding region: 50-1576 (508 amino acids)
Cellular component (GO): mitochondrion
Molecular function (GO): catalytic activity; FAD binding
Source: RefSeq, a predicted model, not a curated record
GUCACGGAGGAUGUUAAAUUUAUAAACUAACCAUUUUUAUUGCGGCAACAUGUUUUACAGUAUCCGGACACUUGUCAGAUUUCGGCUUUUAAAAGUGUGUGAAACUCAAAAUUUUAAACCACGGAAAUAUUUGCAUAACAGAACAAAUUUUACCAAAAAUACGUACAAUGUAUCGAGAGGAAAUUAUAAUUAUUUGCAUGAAGCUCAUAUUGCGUUUUUUGAAAAUUUGCUUGGGGAUAAUAGAGUGAUUAUGGAUCUUUGCGAUCUGGAAAAAUAUAACGUGGAUUGGUAUACUCAAGUUAGAGGAUGUAGCGCUAUAGUAUUAAAACCAAAGACGACAGAAGAAGUUUCUCAAAUAUUAUCAUUUUGCGAUAAAAAUAGACUUGCUGUGUGUCCUCAGGGAGGAAAUACCAGCGUUGUGGGUGGGUCAGUACCAGUUUUUGAUGAAAUUAUCGUAUCCACAGAGUUAAUGAACGAAAUAAUAAGUUUAGACGAGACAUCCGGAAUUUUGGUAUGUCAGGCGGGUUGCAUUUUAGAGAAUCUCAACAAUUACUUAGCAGAUCGAGGUUUAAUCGUACCGUUAGAUCUUGGAUGUAAAGGCACUUGUCAUAUUGGAGGAAACGUAUCUACCAACGCUGGUGGUAUGAGACUAUUACGAUAUGGUAAUAUGCACGGAAACGUCAUAGGCUUAGAAGCAGUGAAAGCCAAUGGGGAGGUGAUAGAUUGUUUAAAUACAUUGAAAAAAGAUAAUACUGGAUACCACUUAAAGCAUCUUUUUAUAGGAUCUGAAGGAUCGUUGGGAUUUAUCACGAAAAUUGCUCUUCAUUGUCCUCCACGAUCGAAAAGCAGAAACGUGGCGCUUUUAGGUCUCCAAGAUUUCGACAAAGUCUUGAGAACUUUUAGGAAAGCUCAGGCACAGUUAGGAGAAAUACUUUCCGCAGUUGACGUGAUGGACUCUGUUACAAUGGACUUUAUUGAAGAUAAAAACCAUCAACAGUCCCCUAUUGGAAGUCAUCCCUUUCAUUUGCUUAUUGAAACGUCCGGUUCUAACGAAGUACACGAUUCCGAAAAAGUAAACAAUUUCUUAGAUGACGUCAUCAAUAGCAACUUGAUCUCAAAUGGGACAAUGGCAUCAGAGCCAUCAAAAAUCGAGGCAAUUUGGUCAAUCAGAGAGAACGUAUCUAAUGGUUACAAAAAAUGCGGUGCUGUUUUUUAUUAUGAUGUUUCUCUACCCAUCGAACAUUAUUAUUCAUUAGUGGAUGAUAUGAGAAACCAUAUGGGUGAUAAAUGCGAAAGGGUUUUUGGAUAUGGACAUUUGGGUGACAGUAAUCUCCAUUUACAAAUAGAAAUGAAAGAAUACCGUAAAGAAUUAAAAGAUUACGUUGAGCCAUACAUAUUUAAACGAACUGCCGAGCUAAAAGGCAGCAUCAGUGCCGAACACGGGAUGGGUUUUAUAAAAGGGAAAUAUUUAAAUCUGGCGAAACCUGCUAGUUCCAUUGCUCUCAUGAGAGAGUUAAAAAAAAUAUUGGAUCCUAAUGGCAUAUUAAAUCCUUACAAGAUAUUUCCUUCUCAUUAAAGAUGUGUAUAAUGAAA